This is a messenger RNA of Anthostomella pinea, 2091 nucleotides long. The record is from the annotation of a GenBank genome assembly. NCBI's taxonomy places the organism in Eukaryota, Fungi, Ascomycota, Sordariomycetes, Xylariales, Xylariaceae.
AUGCGCCAUCCAGACCUGCCAGACUCCCCGCCCGCCUCUCCGUCUCCGUCUCUCCAACCAGACCUGCCUGCCGUCGAGGAAGAUGCUUAUAUGCAGAACCACCUCCCCGAGACCUCCUCAGGUGCCGCCGCCACCGUGUCCAUCGUGUCGCAUCAGCCCGACACACCUGUGAGCCACCAAGGCAGCUACCACUGGUCCACAGCUGGAUAUACGUCUCCGUCUCUCGCACAUGUCGGCUACAACCUUCACGGUGAAACAGACGAACAAGACGGCGCUGACGACCACGAGGACGACGACCAUGAUAUGGUAGAUCUUGAGGAAGGUGGCGCACCUUUGACCAACUUCGCUAUGGACGACGACCCCGAGCCCAUGCCUUUGGAGAACGCCUUUGACGAAACAGAAGCAGCCCAAGAGACUCCAGCGAAUACGUUAUUACCAGUUCUCCCCCCUCCCACAGCCACCCUAGCUGCCUUCUUGGAACUUGCUGCGGACCAUGUAUCUACAAAUGCUGCCCAAAUCACUCAACAGCCUCAACAAGGCCAGGGGGACGCCAACAUAUUUCAACCUGGGUUCAUGGGGCUUGGCAACCAUCCGCCCGGCCUGACCAGUGCGAAUCCCGGAGCGCUGGGUCCUGAAAAUCCCAACGUACACGACUUCUUGGAACUCUGGCGCGAGCACUACGUUCAGACUACUGGUCUAAGAAUUCUCGGGCCCCCUCCCGAUGAUAUCGACAGUCUGGCCGACCCGUGCCGACAGCGGGUCGAAUAUCGGCAUCUCAAGGGUGACGAGCACGAUAUCCAAGGCAUCAAUUGGCAGCGUAUGGGCAUCACGAGGGACACAGCUCGAAAGUGCCGCCUCAGGACUUUCCAGAACUACACAAACAAACCGGGCUCGGAUGCUAGAAAAUACUGCCCCGAGCCCGACCGACGACUGCCUCAAACCGAGAACUAUUUUCGAUUCUCUAGCAUGGAUCUGCGACAUGAUGUGCGCUUGCUACAUUUCCAGCUUCGCAAUAUCUUGGGAUGUCAUUCGCGCACGCGGGUGUUCUAUCCUACGGCUAACAGGCUGUCCAAAAUUCGUGAAGUCGAUCCCACUACGGGUAGAGCCAAGAAUGCAAUGGUGUUUGACAAUGAUCACGACUCUCAAACAUCUACGCUUGCUACCGGAGAGAGCGUUCUGAUUGCUGGAAGUUUCCAUGGAACCUAUCACUAUCGUCACCUCGAAGACGAAAACACGGAUAGCUUCGGUGGGCGACUCACUGACGAUCGAAGUGGCAUCACCAACCACGUGCAAAUCCAUUCCUCUAGACAUUCGUCCUCACCUGUCGCGGCUUUCGCUUCCAACGAUUUUGGGUUUCGAGUACUGGACCUGACGAGGAACACAAUCAUAUCGGAGAAGAAGUACGAGUAUGCGUUGAAUUGCUCGGCUCUGAGUCCGGACAAGAGGCUUCGCGUGGUGGUCGGUGACAGCGAGAAAGUACUCAUCAUGGACGCUGAAAGUGGCGAGAUAUUGCAGAAUCUCGAGGGUCAUAGGGACUAUGGCUUCGCCUGUGACUGGGCCCCGGACGGUUGGACUGUAGCCACAGGCAACCAGGACAAAAGCAUCAGGAUAUGGGACGCCCGGAAAUGGACCGACAGUAAAGGCACAGGCACUAGCGUUGCUGUCAUUCGUUCCGAGAUCGCUGGCGCGCGUGGCUUGCACUUCUCUCCCCUGGGCUCUGGGAAAAGGAUUUUGGCUGCGGCAGAGGAGGCCGACUUCAUUAAUCUGAUUGAUGCCCAAACUUUCAACACAAAACAAACCGUCGACAUAUUUGGAGAACUUGGUGGUAUCUCAUUUACGAGUGGAGGCCAGGAGCUCAUAGCGCUUUCAAGUGAUAUGUGGCGGGGAGGAAUACUUCGCCUCGAGCGUUGUGAUGCUGGCGCCGAAGAUGCAUUCAAUUAUAAGCAAAGGCGGUAUUUCGGGGAGACGUCGCAGACACCCGGAUAUGACUGGCUGCAGACUCCGCAACAAAUCGUUGAGCAGCCAGACUCGCAAAUGACUCUCACGCAGAAGAGACGCCAAGCUGCCAUGUCCGAGGACUGGCUACUCUGA